This is a messenger RNA of Varanus komodoensis (Komodo dragon), 2454 nucleotides long. It is a transcript of the gene FAXDC2, whose product is annotated as fatty acid hydroxylase domain containing 2. Gene Ontology annotation, molecular function: iron ion binding; C-4 methylsterol oxidase activity. Lineage: Eukaryota; Metazoa; Chordata; Lepidosauria; Squamata; Varanidae. The transcript is spliced from 9 exons. Gene Ontology annotation, biological process: sterol biosynthetic process. The record is from RefSeq and is a predicted model, not a curated record. Bases 224 to 1189 code for a protein of 321 amino acids.
UGCUUCCAUACACGCCCCCUCUUGCUUUGCCAGCAGCUAUGAUAAACUUCGCACAAAGGCAGAGGCAGCAGCGGGACAGGCAGGAGGCAGAUGCUGUGAUUUUGAUGGGCUCUCCUUUCUUUCCAGCAACAGAGAACUCCCCAGUGCUGCCAGCAGGCAAAGCCUAGACAGUUUAUUCCAUUUCUCUGCAAAUUUGUGAAAAUCAUCUCUACUAGCUAAGAAUAUGAACACAAAGGCACAGUUGUUUGGGGAUGCAUGGAAAAGGCUAGCCAUUAUACUGGGCUCGGGUCUGCUCAUGUUCAUUGCUUUCAGGAAUUCGGUCACAUGGCACCUGCAGAAAUUCUGGGGCAUCUCUGGCUCCUUCUGGCAGACCCAGUGGGAAAACACCUACCACUUUCUAGGAGGAAACGAAUGGGUGAUUUUCUUACUAGCCACCUCGAUAGUUCCUGGGCUUGCUUUCUGGGGCUUCAAUGGAAUCUUGAUGGUAGCAGAUCUGACUGGGAAGCCAAAUUUCAUCACACGAUACCGAAUUCAGUUGGGGAAGAACGAUCCCGUUGACCGAGAAAAACUACUCCACGCCAUCCGCACGGUCCUGUUCAAUCAACUUGUCGUAUCUCAGCCCAUCUUGCACCUUACCUUGCUCAUUAUGAAAUUGAGGACCGACCCGUGCAGCCUGCAGCUGCCCACUUUCCACUGGUUUCUUUUUGAGCUGGCCACCUUUACUCUGAUAGAGGAAAUUCUUUUCUAUUACUCUCACCGGCUCAUUCAUCACCCUAUCCUGUAUAAGCACAUCCAUAAAAAACACCACGAAUGGACUGCUCCUGUGGGCGUAGUCUCGCUGUAUGCGCAUCCAGUAGAGCAUGUGGUUUCCAAUAUGCUGCCUGUGAUUACUGGCCCAAUCCUUCUAGGAUCACAUGUAACUUCGAUGAUGGUGUGGAUCUCUCUUGUCCUUCUGACCACCACAGUCUCACACUGUGGCUAUCAUCUACCUUUUCUGCCCUCACCGGAAUUCCAUGACUUCCAUCAUCUCAAAUUCAAUCAGUGCUAUGGGGUCCUAGGGGUGCUGGACCACCUGCAUGGAACAAACACAUUAUUCAAGCAAACAAAGGCCUAUGAGAGACAUGUUCUCCUGUUGAACCUCACACCUCUCACAGAAAGCAUCCCUGACCCGCCCAAGAAAGUGGAAUGACCAGCUUACUCUUUUGUCCAUCAUCCGGAUAAACAUGAGAAUCAGAGGGUUAUACGAAAUUUCGAAGGAGGCACUUGAUCAUUGAGAGAGUGUACAAGUUCUCAAUUUCCAUUAGUAGGAAAGAAUGCUCAACCUAUGUUAUGUUCUUUGAAUGGAAUCAAGAUGACAUCUGUAGAACACCAUGUGUCAAAAAAGUGGCCAUGACUGGAUAAAAAAGAAAACCCAAAUUAUUGGACUGCAGUAUUGUAGAGGUGAGGUUGACUGUACUUACAGAAAACCAAUUACUAUCACAACAUUCAGAAAUACCCCUAGUCAAACACAGAAACAAAUUUAAGGGCUGUUCCACUCUCAGAAAAAAGUAGUUGGCCUUGGCAGAGUUGGUUCAUGUAUAACAGCUGCAAAGCAUGGAUAAUCUACCUGAUUUGCUGUUGCUUUUUUGAGCAUUCAGCCCCUAAAUGGGACACUACAGGUUGAACAAGUCACAGUUAAUCUGGCUACUAAUUGCAGGUUAACUGUAUUGGGAUGUAAAAUAAAUCCUAGUCACAAAGGUACUAUAAAAAUCACCUUUUUGCUGAGUGACAGGGCAACUGUAGAAAUGGGAGUAAAGGCAUAAAUCUUCAGGUACCACCCCUCUGUCAAAGACUUCCAGGAAAGAGAUGGCUGAAUGAAGAACUAGUUAGCACAACCAGAGAGAUCUCUAUGGGGUCCAUCCCCUUAUACCAAGAAAAACUGCAAUUAGUAGUGGUACUCAUUUGGUGACCAUAGCACAAAAGACAAAUGGAUCUAGUAACAUAACUGGAAAGCACUUGUGCUUUGCUUUCAUGUUUGGCCCUCAUACAUUCACAUUUCAAAUUGAGCAAAAAACACCUAUGUUAAAAAUAGCCCUAACACAAAAAUAACUCAUUUUGGCAAAAGGCUGGAGUUAGACCGCUUUGACAUUCAAGUUUCUAUCCCUAGGGAAUUUCUUAGGGAGGUCCAUUAACAUACAAGAGUCUCCAACUACAGUCUGAAGUGGUAUUUGAGUUAAUUCUGGGGGGAAAUGACUGAAAUAACUCUGGCAGCCAGCAAUCUUACUGAGGUGAGAAAGCAACAAGGCAUUAAAACUUGGAGUUGCCACUAAAUAUAAAAGCUGGAUGUUAAGCUCCAUCAUGCUGGCAAAAUUGUGGCCCACUUACUGGUGCUGGUGUGUAUCAUCACAUUUCCCUGUCCCAUAUUCCACAUCUGUGAUUGGUCAAAGAAAAAUAGAAAUGAAAGCAUACAAACUA